Molecule: messenger RNA, 936 nt
Organism: Phlebotomus argentipes
Lineage: Eukaryota; Metazoa; Arthropoda; Insecta; Diptera; Psychodidae
Exons: 2
Coding region: 94-936 (280 amino acids)
Source: RefSeq, a predicted model, not a curated record
AAACAGCACUUUGUAGUGAAUUUUCAACUGGAAAUUCUUCUUGGGACAACACUUCGCGGACUCUGCGUGUUAUUCUUAAUAAUUUCCUGGAAAAUGUCUGGCCAAGUUGCCAUCGAGGAUGGCAAUUGCAUGAUAGGCUACCACACAGACACAGAUGCUAGGCGGUUCUUCUCUGAUUUGGAGGCAAGGCAGAGAAACGUCUUGCCUGAGUACUUGAAGAAUCUCCUCUUCCUCAACGGCUUCGCUUCCAAGGCGACCUUUUGUAGUGUGAAAGAGGAAGAUUUUCACGCUAUGGAGAAGAUGUGUCAGGAAGAGAUGCCUAGCUUCUGUCCACGCACACCAGAGUUCUUCUCUUACUUCGCUUCGUGCACGGAACACUUCAAGAUUCCUCUCGGACACCGAAGACUCCUGUUGAACUGUAUCCAAGCGGAUUUGGACACUGUUUCGGACAAGAGAGAGCCUACAGGAGCCUAUCUGAGACAGCAGUCGAUCGAGAGCUGUAAAGCGGAGCCUCUGGAUCCCUUGCAGUGCAAGGAGUUGCCGCACGAGAGUCAAUUUCCAGUCACAGUGUUGGGAUUGAGGCAGAAAAUCCAGAGUUUCUUUGAGCGAAAUGACAUGGAACACACCAUUGACGCGGACGAGCUGGACAUCAGCAUCCGGUAUGGCGAGAACGAUGUGUUCGGCUGCGUGUUUUGUUCGCAGUGCGACAAGGAGGUGAGAUUGAGCCAAGAUGCCAGGCGCAAGCGGAAAAACGGAAUGCCCGUCAUCUCAGUCUCCAACUACGUGAAUCACAUCAAGAGGAAUCACUAUAAGAAUCUGCGCUCCAGAAAGUCUGACGCUCCGGACAGUGAUUCAAACACUUCGGAAGACACGCUGAAGCGCAAGCGAACAAAAGGCGAAAAUGUUAGCGUGAAGAGUGAGUUUGAAGAUGAUUGA